Rasamsonia emersonii CBS 393.64 is the source of this 2421-nucleotide messenger RNA. RefSeq lists its product as uncharacterized. The record is from RefSeq and is a predicted model, not a curated record. The coding region runs from base 1 to 2421 and encodes 806 amino acids. Lineage: Eukaryota; Fungi; Ascomycota; Eurotiomycetes; Eurotiales; Trichocomaceae. The transcript has 2 exons.
AUGCAAGCUGCUGCUGAUGGGACGUGCGUGAACAGCCUUUACCGGAUUCCCCUGGCGGAGCUUACAACCCUCGCGAGGGCUGUUGCAAAAGCUGCCAUCACCGUUCCAUCCCACAUUGCUGACGUCGCUCGUCGAGCGAUCAGUAAGAGAAAGCAAUGUGCGGUCUGGUUUCAGAACCGAACCGACGCGUGCAGCGGCGAGGUUCAGGCCAAUGUGGCUCACAGUCAUUUUAUCAAUGUCCUUGAAGAGGUGUUGGCAUUGUUGGGUGUCGCAGUGCAUCAAGGUCCUCAUCCCCAUGUCAAAAAACGUUCUUCUCCACUGUCACAAAACCCAUUGACCGACCUAGAGAACCGGUUCUCAGCGCUGGAGGUAGAAGAGUCUCGCACCGCCGAUGAGGAUGCUACUCAGCGUGGACAAAAGGCUCAAAAGACACAGCCCCCUCCACGCUGUGAAAUCGAUGACCAGUUCGAAGACGGCGGAGCUGAAAUUUUCGAGUCCUUCUGCUUGUUGGAAGACAUGAGACGCAUUCGAGACUUCCUCCAGGCCACUUGGACCGAGUAUCGAGAGGCACAGAUCGAUCUCAUGACCGCAGCCGUCACGACCAACACCGCAUUCGAUCUGGUACGGACCACCUGCGACGACUUUAUGGAUGCCCACCCCUCUCUACGUGGAAGUAUGGUCCUCCCACAACUGAUGUAUGCCACCGGUUGCAUCAUGCGUGGUGAGGAUCCUGGCAAGAAACACCAUCCCGAUGACCCAUUCAACAUCGCCGUGGCGGACAUUGCGGAGUGGUGUCUCUUGCACACCACGCUGAUCCUCGAAUCAUUCGUCGGCGUUAUCGUACCUGGCUCGAUACCGUGGUUCAGAAAGGACUUCUACAAGAGUACGAUCUAUUCAGGUGGAGACAGAGCCACUAUGUCUUUGCGAGAACGAUAUCACCAGGAUAGGCAGGUUCUAUAUGGCUUCCUUCCAGACUUUGUAUUUCUAGAACGCUUCCAGGUCAAGCUCCUGGUAGAAGACGAGUUCACCGGUGGUAUCAGGGACAUGGUCAAGACGAAGCAUGUUCCUGUGUGGCUGGCCUUCGCAGCGCCGGUCAUCCUGGAUACACAUCGAAUCCUGGGCCCCAAUAUCUCCCAGCCAUUCCAGGAGCUUCGACUCACGGGCCUGCGGACCAAGAAGACGCUCGAUGGGGUUUCUCAACGCUCGCUGUCCAUGAUCCGUCUGACCUGGCCGACGUGUGACAAGGAUAUGCGCCGGUUUACCGAUACCGUCUACGGCGCCGUCACCGAUGACAUGUUCGCCAUCGCUCCAAAGGAAGCACCCCGGGACGAAGAAUUCUCCUUCCUUAAGACGCAUCCAAUUCUCUGUGGGCUUCUGAUGUUUAGCUUUAACUUGAACAUGCAACAGAUGGGCAUACCACACGUCAAUUCGUGGGGGUCGGUCGUUUCCCUGGCGUACUUAUACAAUCUGAUUCAACAAACAGGCUUCGAACCCCUGUACUGGGAAGACAUGGAAAAGGUCAUCGAAUUUCACGACGAAAAGCACAUAUUCAUCGGAGGCAAGCCCAAGGAUGUCAAUGAUACCUACAAAAAGCUGUGGCUGGCAAUGGGGUUCGCGCCGUCAAGCUUUGCCCCGAAGGGACAGAGAAAGAUGAUGGACAGGCCCCUCAAGAAGGUCACGCCGCGAUUGCUCAAAACCACGUCCGUUGUGGCAGCAGUGUUUCAGGAACGAUAUUGCGGGAGUGGAUCGAUCGAUCUGUCUGCACGCAAUGUCGGGCAGAUUCUGGAUGAUCUUGUAGAGAACCGCGGCAAAUGCAAGAACGAUGGAUUUGCAAAAGAUUGCGGGGUCAUACGUCGAAAAUGGACUGUUGCAAACAGUCUCAGCACUCUGCAGCUGCUGACUGCUCUCCGCGAGCGGCUUGCGGACGAAGAGCCAAAAUUGCUCUUCAACUACUUUGGGUUGAAAGAACGCUGCCUGGACCUUCUUCAGGGGUUGCAGAAGGAGCUAGACGGCAAACUGGUUCAAUAUUUCGGAUCCGCGUACCUCAAGGAUGAGAAGGAUCUCAGUCUCAUCGUCAGUUACAUCCUUGAGGUCGCGCACGGAUCGGCCAGGUCGGCGCGAAGUCUUGGUUUCGCAAAGGGAUCCGCCAGGGUGAUGAGUAAGAUGGUGAUGAGGGCAGCCAAUGUCAUGCAGGACUUCGUUAAGGGAAAUGGGGGUGUUGGAUGCAAGGAGCUGCGAGCGUUCUGCCGUCAAAAAGGCAAAGUGAUGUCCCAGGCUGACAAGACGAGAGAGUCGAAACGGGAGACUCUGUACUGGUUUGCGGUGGAUGAGCUCAUCGAUCUUAAAGAGCUGUCUAUGCUGGAGCUGAUGCUUUCGGCGCGUCUUCAGAAGGAAUAUGAAAAGAAUCCGUGGGCUUCAUAG